Molecule: messenger RNA, 5289 nt
Organism: Polypterus senegalus (gray bichir)
Lineage: Eukaryota; Metazoa; Chordata; Cladistia; Polypteriformes; Polypteridae
Gene: cntrob
Product: centrobin, centrosomal BRCA2 interacting protein
Exons: 21
Coding region: 149-3871 (1240 amino acids)
Biological process (GO): regulation of cilium assembly; centriole replication; centrosome separation
Cellular component (GO): centrosome; centriole
Source: RefSeq, a predicted model, not a curated record
GCGUUCUUUCGACUACUUUUACUGAAGUGGGUGUGGAGGAGGAGGCGGCUGUUACCCAUCUCUUUCGUGGCUUCGCAGAGAAGCAGAUCUAUAUGUCUCAGUUUGUGAUGGUAUCCUGUUGAUUCUCUGGCUUUAAAGUAAAAGCUCAAUGGUGUUGAAUAUGGCAUUGCAAAGCGAAGACCUUCUUAGCGAUGUGGAUCUAUUGGCUUCAUCCCAGCCUUGCUCUGCUCCUAAUUCCCCUCGAUGGCGUACACAUGACCAAAAAGGUACCAUCGACAUUAACCAGAAACCUCUGACUCAUUCCUGGCCUUCAAGUCCUUACUCCACUAUUAGAUCUUCUAAUGAAGUCAGCGCUCGUUUGCAUAUGUCCUUAAGAAACAGUAUAGAGACGGAGGGAAGAACAUGGUCUGGAAUAAGUGGAGACAAUGACAAUCUAGUGUUUGGAAAAAGAAAUGAGCAAUCUGCCAAAAGACAGGUCGCCUUUAAUACUGGAUCUCCUGAUUCAUCAUUAGGCUCUUCAGUUAAUUCCCCUUUGGAGUCAGAUCAUUAUAGUCCUAAGGAUAAAUGCUCACCUUGCUCUGUUGAACAGAAGCCUUUGGCACUGGAUUCAAGCGACAGUGAUUGCCAGCCAGUUUCUGUAGAACAUGCUGUGCCAUGUGCAUUAAAGCUCAGUAGAAACCAGUCAGACCCUAGAGUAAAUUCUGCCGGCAGGCACAAUUUUACAGAUAUCUUCUCUUCCAGCCAUUAUCUUUCACCAAGAAGCAUUGGAGCUUCUCUGUCUGAUAACUUCAACAUGUCCAGAUCAGACCUUAUUCAUUCAAGCCAUGACCAGGCUGGUGGUAGCAGUGAAAUGGAAACACUUGCACAAGAGAUGACAAGGAAUUUACAAACUGGAAUAGAAAUCAGUUCCAUCAACUCUAAGAAAGGGCCAAGACACAUUUCAGAUAUGGAGAAUAUUCGUUCACAUUUGCAGAACUUUAUGAAAACCUCUCUGGACAAGUCUACAAGGGACUCUCAUGGCUUAGCUUCUGCAUCUUUGCAUACAGCUGUGACUGAAGAGAAAAAGGAUGAUGAUUCUUUUGAUAGUGACAGCACUGGUGCUUUGCUGAAUGCUAAGCCAAUGCCAGAUAUUUUUCCACCUUUGACAGUAAAUGGCCUAGAAGAUCUCUUCCCUCGAUAUUCUCGAAUGCGUUUUCAAUGCUCUGCUGUUCCUGCAGAGAUUCAGAUAUUUAAGGACACAAUUGAAAAAGAAAGGACAAGGCGUAAGCAUUGUGAGAGACAAAUUCAGACUCUACAGAACAAAAUUCUUGAACUCCAACAACAGUUAGCCGUUGCUAUUUCUGCUGACAGGAAAAAAAACAUUAUGAUUGAACAGCUAGACAAAACUCUAGCCAGUGUUGUGGAGAGCUGGAAAAAGAACGAGUCCGAGAAGAGUGCUCUAAUUAAAAGACUGAAGGAGGAAAAUGAUGCUGCCAGCAAAAGUCGGGUCAACCAACAAGAGUUCAUACAACAGUGUGAAGAACGUCUGUUGAAAGAGCAGAAACAAGUAACACAGCUAGAGAAUGAUAAACAUCUAUUGGAGGGUAAACUUGCUGGUCUCUCAAGGCAGCUGGAGCUAAGUAACCUCAAAAUUCAAGACCUACAAAGGGAACGAGAUGAAGCUGUGAAUGUUAGCCAGCAGGAGCAGAAGAGAGCACAGACUGUGCUGGCAAAACUUGAAGAACAGAGGGAUACCUGGGGAAAAAGAGAAAGGGAGCUAGAAGAGCAUCUUAAGCAGCAAGAGUCUGAUCUCAAACAGCAGAUUGAAAAAGAGAAGACUAUUGCAGGCCAUGAGAUCCAGCGUGCCCAAAGUGCUCAUCAAGUCCUUCUAUCAGUGAAGACAGAAGUGCAGAAACUAGAAACUGAACUGGAAAAAGCUCAGCUAGCUCGGGACAACUUUCAGAUGGAGCUGAACCUUGCUGAGGCUCGUUUUGAAGCAGAGAGAUCUCAGAUGCAAGCUCAGUAUAAGGUAUCCUUGGAGCAGCAGCUGUCAGAAAGACUGGCACAGUUCCAUAAAGAGACUGCACAGCAAAGUGCCUCUAUUCAGGAGCAGCACAGAAAGCAGAUCUUGGAGCUAAGUGCACAUCAUGACAAUGAACUAACCAAGCAACUUGCUCAGUUCAAGUCUGAACUACAAGAACGAGAAGAGAGGCAGCACAGGCUUGUCGAGGAAUAUGAAAUCGGGCUGGCAAGGAGCCAAGAGGAGAUAUCUAGCUUACGUUCAACAGCCAAGAAACUAGAAUCCCAGAAAUCUGAAAUGGUGAACAGAUUACAAAGCAUGAUGCGUGCCCACUGGGAUGAGGCUCGUAGAGUUCUACUUUUGGAUAUCUCACCAAAGUCGCUACAAAAGAAGGAGGUGGAAAGUCAUAACAAGGACCAGCCCCUUUUGCUCCCAGAGAUGAAGAGAACAUUAACACACAAUCUUGCUGGACAGGUAGAUAAAAAUCAGGACCUCAUGACAAACAUAUGCCCCCCUUACUUAAAAUUUACCGAGGAAGAAAGAAAGAAACUUAUUUUCACUGGGAGUAUAAAUGGCUGUAAGGCUGUCCAGGAUGAAGAAAGUAAUAUUGUACCCCAAAAUUCUGAGCCUCAGUGGACAAAAGAGGACUGGGGCCUCGGUGAAAAUCAUCUGAAGAAAAUAUCAGGAUUGGCAGGGAUUAAAAAUGAGUACCAGACUUCGGACAAGCCCCAGAGAAGUCAGCAUUUGUUUUCUCAAGCAGUACCUUUGCAACCUGCCAUGCAGCUGAGUACUCAGAAAUCUUCUCUAACCAUACCUCAAGACUAUUUGGAGCCACCGUUAAGUGAUGCUUUCCAAAGAGCUCAGAUAUUACAUUCACAGCCCGAUAUCUGGAACAGUAAACUAGAGGUGGAAAAGCAGGCAAAACAGGUUACCUCUACUCCUCCAGAAAACUUUGCUCCUGUUAAUUCCACUUUUCACACUCUGUUGCCUUCAAACCUUGCUCUAGCAGACCUCAGUCAGUUUUUCAAUCACAGCUUAUUAAGUCAUCAGAGCUUUGUUGCUCUCCAGCCACAAUUGGAUGAAAGUACCAGAACAGAUCUAGCAGAACACCCCCUAUCUGAUAAUACAGAUGAAACAAGUGUGACCCCUUCUUGCAACAGUAGCAGAGAAUCGAGCGGCAAGCACCCUCUCUUGGAGCCAAUUGAGAAGAACAAAGAGCUUCAGCACUACAUUCAAAUGCUUUUAGGCCACUCUUCAGAUGAUCUUGAGGAAGCUGGACCCUGUGAUUCUGAAAGAGUCUCUGCUACUCAGACCAUACCUGCUAUUCAUCAGAGUGGUUCUUGCUCUCCCCUGAAAAAGAUCAACAGUUUGAUAGAUCACAAAAGGCAAUGCACAACAGACCACUCAGGCUCUGCAGGGGAGUCUACUGUGGAGUCAUCUUCUGUUAUGAAGAUAUCUCAGAGGAACCAGGAGUGGAAUCCAGCAUCCAGCACUACUAGGAAAGAGGAUGAAGUGCUAUCUUCCAAACAGAUCAGUGACAUCUCUCGUCUCCUAGAACUGUACCACAGUCGUCCAGAAAUGGUUCCCUCAUCUUUGUACAGCUUUCUGAAACCACCUGAUCAGAGCAGGUUAACACAUAAUUUGUCUAAUGCGUCUGAAAGUGCAGCAAGUACAUCUGCCCCCAGAAGUGGUAAUCCUAAAGAGAUUCCGGUUGUUAAGAAAGAGGUACUUUCACCACAGACUGCACACACUCAGCGUCGCUCAAUGACUGUCAAGCCAUGUAUCGAGAAGUGUCAGCCAAAACCUGGAAAGAAGACUGUAAACGCCAGUGUGCAAGGCAGCAAGUGUAGCAGGGGAUUGGUGUGGAAAUAGUGGCAGGCAGUAACAAAUGAACAGUUAUUCAGUUUAUUAAAUUGACUGAAUAAAGCAAUUUUUUGUAAGUAAAGCAAGUGUGCUGACUUGCAUGUAUCAUUAAUUGUCAAUGUGGCCAUAUUGUGCUGAAUUUUGAAAGCAUGUUCAACAAUCUUCUCCAUAACAUUAUGUUCAUAUUAGCUUGGACUUGGCUAUAAUAGUAAUUUUUGAUAAGGUUUCUAUCACAAAAACAGUUUUAUUAAAUCUUUACUCCUCGCUUUAAAAAGGCAUAGUCCCUUUUUCUGUGCAGUAACGAUGGUUUGAUGGUUUAGUUUUCUUCGUGAUUACAGACAAAGUAUCCUGUUUUUUUGUGCCACUGCUUUUUUCAGUAACCUAUGAAACAGGUGUUACUGACAUCUGUUGCAUUAAAGCAGCUAGAUAAAAACCUAGUAAAAUGAACCUUCUGUUUGGCUUAAGAAGCAUUGUGUCACUCAUUUGAAAACAUUUUUAAAUCAUCAUGUUUAAUGCUUUAUAACCAUCACAAGCUACUUUGAGCAUUGGACAUUUUCUGGUUGGGCUGGGAAACACAGAAAUGUACUGAAUCAUUUUAUUUUUGUUGCACUCUUCAAGCAAAUAUGGGAUUAGGGGACUCUUACUAAAAAUAAUCUGCACCUGCUGUCAUGUUGAUAAUCUCAAAGAAAAUCAUUAGACAGUAUUUUAUGUUUGCCAGUUCAUUAUAUAAUGCAUUUUUGAUCUUGUGUUCAUCAGAUUGCCACAGUUUUGGUCCAGAUAUAGUGCAGUAAUAUCAUUUAAGAUAACAUUUUGGCAAUUACAAAGGUAUUCCCUAAAGAUAGUUAUGAUCCAGUAUAAAUACAACUAUGGGCAUAUGACCACGUUUUCACCACUGUCAUUUUGCUACUUAGCAAUUUUAAGCAAUCCAGUUCUUUUUUUUUAAUGAAAAGGAAAACCAUUGUUUAAUAAUUAUCAGUAUUUGUCUGAAACAGCUCUUGAUGAUUUGUAACAAUAUAAAGUAUAAAAAAGAGACUUGCUCUCAUGGAACAAAGGUCCCUUGUUUAAUGAUGUGCCAAUUGGUUUAUUAAUGCUCAGUUUGUUUAUUUUGGAAAGAUUUAUGUGAAGUUUACCAUAAAUCAAUUACUAAUUCUGUUAAAGAGGUCUACCUAUAUUACGCUACUCUAUGUUUCUUUUACUUUGUCCUUUUAAAAACGUUUUCACUCUUGGGUCUGUUACUUGAAGCAGACAAAAUUAUGCAUUCCCAUACAUCAAGGUUAAAAGAACUAGCAAGCCCAGUUUUAUCCAACCCUGUCCUGCUUAGCAUUAUGUCCUGCGAUAUGCAGUAAUUGUUGGACAGAAACGUGUUACUAAAUUUAUGAAUAUAUACAUAAUAUAAUCAAACGGUGCUGUAGUACCCACAGUGCUCU